Octopus sinensis (East Asian common octopus) is the source of this 735-nucleotide messenger RNA. RefSeq names its product pre-mRNA-splicing factor 38B-like. Gene Ontology annotation, cellular component: precatalytic spliceosome. The coding region runs from base 1 to 735 and encodes 244 amino acids. Lineage: Eukaryota; Metazoa; Mollusca; Cephalopoda; Octopoda; Octopodidae. The transcript is spliced from 2 exons. The record is from RefSeq and is a predicted model, not a curated record.
AUGUCGUCCCUUGCUUGUGUUGGAAAUGACAAAACCAUGAACAUUAACCCUCUAAUUCUGACCAAUAUCCAGUCCUCUCUGUACUUCAAGAACACUCUGGUGGAAAUAACAUCCUACGGGGAUAUAAUCGACGAGAUCUACAACCGAGUGUCCCACUUGGAGCCAUGGGAGAAGGGAACCCGCCACCAGGGAGGUCAGACAGGAAUGUGUGGCGGGGUCCGUGGAGUGGGGUCGGGAGGGAUCAUCUCCAGUUCAUUCUGCCUCCUCUACAAACUCCACACCAUGAGACUUGGGGGGAGACAACUCCACGGACUCAUCACCCACCGGGACUCCCCCUACAUUCGGGCUAUGGGCUUCAUGUACCUCCGAUUCACACAACUCAAGACUCUUUGGGGGUGGUUCGAGCCAUUCCUCAACGACCACCAGCCUAUUGACGUGAAGGCGGGGGGAGGCCACGUUAUUUCCAUUGGGGAGAUGCUCAGACUGUGGUUGACCAAGCUGGAUUGGUUUGAGACUAUUUUCCCCCGCAUUCCUGUGCCAGUCCACAAGGAGAUUGAUGCCAAGUUGAGAGAACUGGGUCCGUACAAGUCCCCUGUUGAGGAGAAGGGGAGAGAACGGAGUUACUCCCCCAGUCCGUCUCCCCCUCCCAGACGUCGACGACACCACCGGAGAGAGACCUCCUAUGAACGAAGAUUGAGGAAGGAACACGAACGAAUGAGGAGAAGACGUCGAUGA